AUGAAAGCUACAACGGCGGCAUCGGUUUUAGCCUUGAUCUGGGAGGGAGCCACAGCUCAAGACUACAACGCUCCACCCCCAGACCUCGCGACUCUCCCCGCACUCUCUUUGUUCGAGACUUGGAGGCCGCAUACCCAUGUGCUCCCACCCAACGGCCAGAUUGGUGACCCAUGUGCACACUACACUGAUCCCGAGACAGGGUCCUUCCAUGUCGGGUUUCUCCACAAUGGUACGGGAAUUGCCGCUGUCCUGACAGAUGAUCUUGUCCACUAUUACGAUGUGAGACCUAAUGGCAACUACUCCAUCGUGGCUGGCGGUCCCAACGACCCACUUGCCGUUUUCGAUGGCUCUGUCAUCCCUAGUGGAGUCGACGGCAAACCGACACUUUUGUACACAUCUGUCUCGGCAUUGCCAAUCCACUGGACGCUUCCUUACACCCGAGGAAGUGAAUCACAAUCCCUGGCGGUCACCUACGACGGUGGAAAGAACUUCACCAAGCUAGAUAUCCCGCCUGUGAUUCCCGAGCCACCAGCAAACGUGGACGUGACGGGUUUCCGUGACCCCUUCGUUUUCCAAAAUGCAGAACUCGAUCAAACCCUUGGCAAUGCGGAGAAUACGUGGUAUACCAUCAUUUCAGGCGGUGUCCGUGACGUCGGCCCUGGCUUGUUCCUCUACCAGAACACCAGCCCCGACUUCGAGCAGUGGGAGUAUCUCGGUGAAUGGUACCAUGAGCCUGCCAACUCAACAUGGGGAAAUGGCGACUGGUCCAAGACCUUUGGCUACAACUUCGAGACUAGCAACGUCUUCGGUCUCACCAGAGAGGGAUACAGCUAUAACGGCAGUCCUUUCCUGACCAUUGCCGUGGAGAGCUCAUACGAGCCCAUUCAGGAGUCGGUCUCCUCACUCCAUGCCCAGAUCUGGGCAGCAGGCUCAAUCGAAAUCCCUGAGGGCGAAAAUGUGACAUUCAGCCCUGAUAUGGUUGGUGUCUACGAUUGGGGCUUGGCUUCCUACGCGGCCGCCGGCAAAGUUGUACCCGCAUCUUCCCAAGCCUCUACUGCCAGCGGCGCACCUGAUCGCUUCAUCAGCUACGUCUGGUUGACUGGAGAUGUUUUCGGAGGAGUUGUUGGCUUCCCAGCUGAGCAGCAAGGAUGGCAAAACACACUGUUGACGGCUCGCGAGUUGUACAUCAAGGCCAUUCCCAACGUGGUCAACAACGAUCUCGUUAAGGAGACUGCAUCGUGGCGUGUGGCUGCUGACUCCGACUCAGCGGGCGAGUGUGUUGAGCUCGAAACACUCGGAAUCGAUAUUGCCCGGGAGACGUACGACGCUAUGACUGCUGCCCCUAGCUUCACCGAACCGGACCAGACAACCACCAGUGCAGGUGUUACUCCCUUCACCCGCUCCCCGGAAACUAAAUUCUUUAUUCUCGAGGCUGAGAUUAGCUUCAACACCCGUACUUCUGACCUGCAAGCCGGUUUCCAGAUCUUGGCCAAUGAGUUUGAGUCCACCACCAUCUAUUAUCAAUUCUCUAACGAGUCCGUCAUGAUCGAUCGCUCCCAAACGAGUGCCGCUGCAGACACGACUAGCGGUAUCGAUACGUCACCGGAAGCUGGUCGCCUUCGUCUGUUUGACAUCAACGACAGCUGUGGCAACAAUGGCGGCAACGGGGGCCCUGGCAGCCCUGGUGGUCCCGGCGGCUCCGGUGGUAAUGGCGGCUCUGGUGGUCACGGCGGCUCUGGUGACCAUGGCGGCGCUGGUGGCCAUGGCGGCUCUGGUGGUUCCGGUGGCUCUGGUGGCCAUGGCGGCUCUGGUGGUCACGGCGGGCCUGGUGGUAACGGCGGCCAGGGAGGCUACGCCGGAAAAGGGAACCACACUUCUCACGCCACUCAAGUCGGGGAGCACAUUGAAACCCUGAGCCUGACAGUUGUUGUUGACAACUCUGUCCUGGAGGUUUACGCCAACUCUCGCUUCGUGUUGUCUACCUGGGUCCGUCCUUGGUACGAAAACUCCACUGAGAUUCGCUUCUUCCAGAACGGAGAGGGUGAAGUGUCUUACAGCAACAUUCACGUUGCCGAUGGGUUGUACGACGCUUACCCAGACAGAGAUCAGUGA
Penicillium hordei is the source of this 2112-nucleotide messenger RNA. RefSeq names its product glycoside hydrolase family 32 protein. The coding region runs from base 1 to 2112 and encodes 703 amino acids. Lineage: Eukaryota; Fungi; Ascomycota; Eurotiomycetes; Eurotiales; Aspergillaceae. Gene Ontology annotation, biological process: sucrose catabolic process. The record is from RefSeq and is a predicted model, not a curated record. Gene Ontology annotation, molecular function: sucrose alpha-glucosidase activity. The transcript has 2 exons.